UUAAUAAUCUGAUGGUUGGGACUUGGGAAGAAUCAAAAAAUGGUCCGUGCUAGUCAGCUCUUCACUCUCUAAAACCGUCUUUUACAACUAAAACCCUUUUCUCAUUGCUUCCCGCCAUUUCUCACACUCAGUUUUGGAUUCGAUGAUGACAAAGAUUAGGUCAAGUGACAUAGAGGAGAUCAUCUCCAAGCUUUCUUCCGAUAAAGUUAAAACUCGUGAAGAUGGAAUGAAGUUGUUGAAUAAUUGGUUAGAAGGCGAAAAAUCUAUUAAUUUCUGUAAAUUUCUCAGUCGAAAAACUGCAAUGCUGAAACCGGAUGAAAUUCCUGGAUGUGAUACUUGGCCGUAUCUUAUUACUUUGUUGGUUGAAUGUAUAAAUAAGGAGAUAUCAGCAAAGAAGCGGGUGCCUAAGUUAAUGUAUGCUAAAACUCUUCGUAUUGUGGUGCAGCGGACUCAGGAUAGCAAAGGCAUUGGAAAUAAUCUUCCCCUUAUCACGGUCGUGAAGUCUCUUUUCAAUCACAUUUGUGAUGUCUUUCAAGAUGCUCCAAGCUUUCAUUCUGAAUAUUCUAUUAUCCUGAGGCAUAUUCUGGCAGUCCAAGAUUAUUGUUUUCACUUGAGGAAACGUGUCUAUUCUGGGCUUGUUCAUCUAUUUAUGGAAAAAGUUGUACCAAGUGUAAUUGCGGAGGAUUGUUGUCACUCCAAUCAUCCCAAAGAGGAAGUUUUUCGUUAUGUUCUGGCAUUACAUUCUCUAAUUGAAAAUCCCCCGGGAGAUUUUUCAAAUCCUCUAAGAGACAAAGUAGUCGAGUUUUUCAUCGAUAUUUUUAAAUCUGUGAGGGAAGUUGGUAGGAUUUCUCGCAAGCUAAUUGAGUGUCUAAAUUCAUUCUUGUUAAAAGAUGGACCUAAUUUGGGGCGACAGUCCUUGGAUAUUCAUAAAUCCGUGAAGCGUUUUGUAUUUGACAAUUGGCAUAUUGCUGAUCGUGAUCUUAAGGAUGCCUUUAUAUUGUAUAUGAGAUUGCAACUACAUCUGAUAAGAGUGAAUGAAGAUGAAGAUAAAGAUAAUGAUGGUGUCUCUUUAGUUGAACAACUUUCAGAGAUACUUAACAAGGAGUUGGACCAAUGUAGUAUUCCCAAUGUUUCUGCUUCACGGUCUGAAACAUCAAAGGAUGAAAAGUUCGGACAAUUGCCAAACUCUCAUCGGAAUCUAUUGGAGCUAGCAGCACUUGUUUUUUAUCGGGCAUGUGUUGGUGUGAGUAAAAGGCCAUUAGCUGAAAAACGAGCAAGGAGGGAAAAUGCUGCAACUUACUUAAAAGAACAAUUAACAAGAGGAAAAUGGCCGUGGCAUGCUGUCCUUUGUCAUAUUUGUCAUAGUCACCAGAUGCACUUGCCUAGGGACCUCUUUGUGUACUGGUUUGAUGGCAUAUGCACCAGUUUGGAGAGAAUCUUGUCUGAUGCUAAUGUGGAGCAUUCUUAUGACUGUUUGUUGUGGACAUUACGGAGUUUACAUCAACUCUUUGUGCUGCUUUUGCCUCUACUAUCUCUGGAUGAAGGGUCUCCGAAUUCGUCUCCAAUCGCAAACACGAUUGCCCGGGGAUGGCAAACAGUUUGGAGCUGUCUUGUUCGUGGUUUCCCCAAGUUCAGCAAUAUCUCUUCUGUUGCUGAUGCUGCUUUUAGGUUGUUAGGAGAUUUGGUCUCUCAUGACAUACUGAAUAUGACAGAAAUACCGCAGGAUGUAUGGGACCUUCAAUGUUUUAGAUGUAUCUCAUCUUCGUCUGCUCUGUACUUCAUUUCAUGUUAUUUCUCCAGGAAAGGUUCUCAAGGUGACUUACGAGACAACUUGUAUCUAAGACAAAAUAUCCUGAGAGGAGUUAUGAGUUAUAUCAACACAAGGGAGAUUAUCAUAUUGGAUGAGCGUGUGGUAAUAUUGUUUCCAGCUGCCAUUUAUGCAAUCUGUGUGGGAGUUUCUAUCAUUAAGGAUCAUUGUGGAUGGUUCACAUUUUUUUGCAAUAUUGAAGACAAGGGAAAGGCAUCUCACUGGCUCAAAGCCUAUUAUGGGGAUCAGCAAACCCAUGCGGAAUCAGAUGAACAUUUUGAUUGCUUUGUCAAUGUCCUUGCAGAGCUAAAUAUUUAUUGCCAGGACAAGGCUCCAUUGUCAUGCAAGUCUCGAGGUGUGCGCCUUCCACGGCAGCUAAGAGAUCCAUUACUGAAUGAGAUGGAAAACUGCAUUCUUCAUGAUCUGGUGGAUAGAAAUACAGAAAAGAACCUAUCUGACAUCUUUCUUCGUUGUGCUCUUUUGUCUAAGUUUCUUUAUGGCUCCUUUUUAACAAGCAUUGUUGAUGCUGUAUCCUGCAGAUUGAAAGAUGAGAUAUCUCCUUUCCGUGCAAAACUUGGUGACUGCUUGUCAAAUUUAAUUGAAUCCGCUGUUUCCAUAGUACAAGAAUCAGUAAGGGAUAUUAAAACUCAUGGUCUGUGGAGUUCAAACCCUAUCAUUGACGGAACUCACUCUGCUGUCUGCUUCAAAAUCUUUCUCAGCUGCCCAAUUUUCAUCUCUGGUGGAAAAGAAGUAACAAUUGAUCCUGCGCUUCAUACAUCAAGUGUUCAUGGCAUUGAAAGGCUUCUGAAGGCCUUUUCUAGUUUGUACCUGGAAAUUUCUAGUUGUGACAGAGAUCUACAAUGUGAGACUAGAUCUUUUGAGGUUCCAAGUUUGAUCUCCCCUGUUGAUGAGCCCUUGGGGGGAGUUAAAAGCAGAUUAAUAGACAUGGAGUUGGAUGUGCCUAAUGAGUCUAGUGAUGUUGUCUCAAGUGGGAUAAUGGGCCCUGGGACUUGUGUUACUAGUUCAAGGUUUAAAGUCGACAUGUUAUCACUCAUUGCAGGUUGUUUUUCAGUAAUUCCUGUGGCGACAUGGGAUAUUUUCUUUGACUUUCUGAUUACUGAAAGUGAUUUCAAGGUCAGUGAAACUAUUCUGCAUAUUUUGUGUGAAAAUCCUCAUUGGUCUUCUUCUGUAAAGCUGACUAAUUUGGUAUCCUUCAUGGAUGAAGUAGUUGAGCUGAAACUGAGCUUAAAGCUUAACUGCUUUAAUGCUCUCAGUACCUCUUGUUGCUUAUUAAAAAGUUUGAUAUCUUUGCGUUGCUAUGGGAAAGACGAAGAUGGACUUCUCUCUAUGAAGGAAAGAAAUAAUGAGAAGAGCUUGAUGCCACUUGGAGAUUUGUUGAAUAAAGUUGCCGAAUCUAAUUUACUUGAUUGGCGUGGACGUCGAAAGCUGGUGGACUGCAUUUGUGAUUUUAUCUCCUUAAGUCCUUUGAUUGGUCAGACAAUGAUCCAAAGGUUGUUGAUAUUGUUGAAAGAUCCUGAUUAUCGAGUGAGAUUCAAUUUGGCUAGGAGGAUUGGUAUCCUUUUCCUCACAUGGGAUGGUCAUGAUGUUCUUUUUCAGGAUAUUUGCUCCAACUUCGGUCCGAAAUUGAUCAUGUGCUCAAGAGGGAAACUUGUCACUGAAAAGGAGGUCCAGCCAAAUGAUUAUUCCUCACAUCCAAUUAUGGAAACUAUUGUCAUAACUCUUAUGCAUGUUGCUUUUCAUAGUGAGAAAGUGGAAUCAGAGGCAGUUUUUAUGAUAUGUGUGAUCUCCGCUAUUGGUGGUUGUGAAAGGCAAUUAGUGAAAGCAGCAUUAGAUAAUCUUGCUCGACAACUCCAUUAUUCAUGUCGGUCAAAGUAUUUGGAAGAACUUAUGGGCCCUAUCCUGUUUGGUUGGGUCUCUUGUGGCGUGAGUUUAUGCGCACUAGUUCAGAUAAUGGAUCUUUUUGUUUUAGAUGUUGAGCAAAAUCAUUUUCUGCUUUAUUGUUGUCAAUGGCUCCUACCUGCCCUUGUCUUGCAUGGUGACAGCUCCAAUCUUCAGUAUUUAGCUGAGCUUACACAGCAAUCUGCGCCUGUUCUGGUUAAAAGUCACUUCGUUCCAGUUUUUUCUAUCUGUAUGGCGGUGUAUUGUAGCAAAAUGACUGGUUGGGAAAAGGGAUCAGCUGCUCUUCAGAGUAAACUUCUGCACUUUGCUGAGAUUUCUGACGAUGACAGGGACAAACUUAUAAAGAAACACAUGGUUACUAUAGUCUGCCAUAUACUCAGUCUAGCUUCAUCUGUGUCGGACCCUAUGGUUCCUUUGUUUUCCAGGGAGACAAUUGAACUUGCACUUCGGACAGUCGUUGAUGGCUUUAUGGAGCUUGACAAUUAUCCUUCAGAUGAGGGUGUUAUUGACAAGAUUAAUGUUUUUCGUCCUGAUAGAGUAUUCAUGCUUUUGGUGGAGCUACACUAUAAAGUAGCUGCCGCUGUAAAUGACAGGCAUACCUCACACCGGUUAGCUGGAAUUGAGGUACUCAUUAGUAUCCUUGGCCAUAGAGUAGCAGUUCCGAGCACUUCUUGUUACCUUUUCAAUUUGGUCUGUCAAUUUAUGAGCUCUCGUGCUUUACAAGAUCAAUGCUGUCGUAUGAUUUCCAUUAUGCUCAAAAUGUUUAUGACUAGUCCUUCAACAGAGACUACUCACAUUCUUGGAGAACAGCUGCAGUUUCUGGUGCCAAAAUUAGUUGCUUGUUGCAUACCCUUGGGAUCUAUUGCAGAAAAAUCAUGCACUUCAUCAUCCCAAGUUUUGUCGUUGCUUCAUCUCCUAACUGUUGAUUCUGAUCCAUCACUACAUGAUUACAUCCGAGAAUUGGAACCAUUCCCUGAGCUAGAGAAAUUUGACAAGAUAAGGAAAUUCCAUCUUGAAUUAUGCAAAGGUUACUCUCUCAGAGACCACUUCUUGAAGUUUGUGAAGAGAUCUUGCCAUCUUCCACCAAGACGACUUUUAUGGAGUCUUCAAGUAUUCCACAAGAAGCUACUGGGUGAGGGGAGUUUUCAUAUUAAGGAGAAUGGCUGGAGCAGUAAUUUAGUUGGUUGUUGGCAAUCUGACCCAGAGAUUUUGCAAGCUGUCUGGUCACUUGUCAGAAUAUGCGGUUCACAGGAUGCAGAUGCUAGGUCAUUGGUGUCUGAUCUUGUUUCUAAGGUUGGAAUCGGGGAUCCACGUUCAGUGGUUUUUCAUCUACCUGAUAAUUCAGGCCAUAAAUGUGUUAGCAGAGCUGAAAUGAAUUUUGAGUUGGAUGAUGUUACAUCUGAAAAGCUGUUAAUUUCCCUCAUAAGGAAUUUAAAGAAAUAUUUGACGGAUGAUUCUGUUAAUAUUAUCGAUUUAUCAUCUAGAACACUUCGUGGUAUUCUUUCAACGGAAAGAGGGAGUAGAAUUUUAGGAUCAUUUGAUUCUUAUGAAAGGUCUCUUAUCAAGGUUCAUUCAAAGGGAGCCAACAUGAAGUUGGUUGAGGGCAUUUUAUGUGAUCUGCAGAAGAAGUUCACUGCCGAAGGAAAAUCCUUGGAAGAUUCAUCACUAUGGAAUACAUGUGACAAAAUAUUUGAAUCUUGGAUAUGUCCACUUGUUUACUCACUAAUUGGUCACUGCAGUGAUGUCACAUUGAGGCUAUGCCAAGAUAUUGUUCUUCUGAAGGCUGAAAUUGCUGAACUUUUACUGCCGAGCAUCAUUAUCAAUUUGGCUGGGAGAAAGGAUUUGGCAAUUGAUUUUGCCAAACUUAUCUCUGUCAAGGUAGAGCAGCAUAUAUUUAUCGAGACAAAUAAGAUGAAGAAGUCUAUUCAGGUGAUGUUGGAUGUACUAAAUGAACUGCGCUUAUGUCAUGUAUUGGAGAGAGCCAAUACAAGUUCAACGCCAAAUAAACAGGAAAAUUUGAAGCCUUCUCGUUCUUCUGGGCAUGGUGGAAAAUCUCGAGCGUCUUUGAAGGCCCUAGAAUCAGACACGGUAGGGAGUGCCGCUUUGAAAUCCACCACUCUGUGGGAUAAGGUUUAUUGGCUCAACAUUGAUUAUCUUACUGUAGCAAAGGCGGCAAUUUUUUGUGGGUCAUAUUUUACUGCUAUGCUCUAUGUUGAGCACUGGUGUGAAGACCAUUUUCGUAGCCUUACUCUUGGAAAGCCGGACUUUUCCCAUGUUGAAACGUUAUCCUGUCAUAUUGAGUUACUGCUCUCAGCUCUUACACGGAUAAAUGAGCCUGACAGCUUAUAUGGAAUCAUUCAAUCCCAUAAGCUUACCUCUCAAAUUUUGACCUUUGAACAUGAGGGGAACUGGAGCAAGGCUCUUGAAUAUUAUGAUUUACAAGUGAGAAUAGAGACAUUGGAGGGUUCUCAGAAAUACUCAUCUCAUGAAAGUAGUCAAGAAACUUCUUGCAUGUCCAUCUCAGAAAUGGAACUUGGGGUGAAACAAAGGAAGCCAUACAAAGGUGUCACAAGAUCUCUGCAGCAGAUUGGAUGUGCUCAUAUUCUAGAUCUGUAUUGUCAAGGAUUAGCUUCUCGUAGACAGGAGUUCCAACAUGAUCAGGAGUUUGUUGAACAACAGUAUGAGGCUGCCUGGCGCUCUAGCAACUGGGACUUCUCUGUGUUUAACGUAGGAGACAUGUCUCAUGCUUCAAACCAGCAUAAUAGAAAUGAUCGUUUUAAUCAAAACUUGCACAGUUGCUUGAGGGCAUUGCAAGAAGGAGAUUUUGUUGAGUUCCACAAAGAACUAAAGGAUUCCAAGCAGGAACUUGUGCUGUCUCUUUAUCAUGCGAGUGAGGAAAGCACAGAGUAUAUCUACUCAACAAUAAUAAAACUGCAGAUCUUAGAUCAUUUGGGUGUGACUUGGGAUUUAAGAUGGAGACCAGUGUGUAGAAGUACGAUUUUCUUGGCAGAGAAGCGUAAUGUGUUAUCUGAACCCACUAACCCGGUCUUCGAUGAGUUGUCAAGUUUGAAUACACAAUGGAAUGACAUUGUGAAUCAGACACGACUGCACAUGAAUCUGUUAGAGCCAUUUGUGGCAUUCAGGAAAGUUCUGCUCCAAAUUUUGGGUUGUAAAGAUUGUACAAUGCAACAUCUUUUACAAUCUUCAUCUAUUCUUCGCAAGGGUUCCAAGUACUCUCAAGCUGCUGCAUCUUUACAUCAAUUAAAAAUCAUGUGUAUGGAAAUGGGCAGCAAAAAUUCAAGUUUGUACUUGCAUGGCAGGCUUGAAGAGGCCAAGCUUCUGAGAGCACAAGGUCGGCAGGAUAUGGCUAUCAAUCUUGCAAAAUAUAUUGCGGAAGAGAAUCAAUCAAAUGAAGAAUCAUCAGAUGUACAUCGUUUGGUUGGGAAGUGGCUUGCAGAAACUCGAUCUAGCAACUCGAGGACAAUAUUGGAGAAGUACUUGAAGCGUGCUGUGACAUUUUCUGAGGAUCUCAAAGCUGUCAACAGGAAAUCCUUGGAUAGGAAAUGCCAAACACAUUUUCAUCUGGCACAUUAUGCUGAUGCACUCUUUAAAAGUCAUGAAGAGAGGUUAAACUCUAGCGAAUGGCAAGCUGCUUUGCGUUUGAGGAAACACAAGAAAAUGGAAUUGGAAGCUCUCAUUAAGAGAUUGAGGAGUUCAACAAAGGGGGAGAAAAUAGAUUAUUCACUUAAAAUACAGGAAUUGCAAAAGCAACUUGCCUUGGACACAGAGGUUGCUGAAAAAUUACAGGAUGACAGAGAUAAUUUUCUUAACUUGGCACUGGAGGGAUAUAAACGUUGUCUGGUUUUAGGGGAGAAAUAUGAUGUUAGAGUGGUAUUUAGACUUGUUUCGAUCUGGUUUGGCCUCUCUUCUAGGCAAAAUGUUGUGAAGGCAAUGGUUGACACUGUUAAUGAGGUUCAGUCAUACAAGUUUUUACUACUUGUUUAUCAAAUUGCAUCUAGGAUGGGCAGCACAAAAGAGGUUCAAGGUCCUCAUAGCUUUCAGUUUGCUUUGGCUUCUCUGGUGAAGAAAAUGGCUGUUGAACACCCAUAUCACACCAUACUACAGCUUCUGGCUCUAGCAAAUGGUGACAGAAUCAAAGACAAACAACGCAGUAGAAAUUCCUAUGUCGUUGAUAUGGAUAAAAAGGUUGCAGCUGAAAAGAUUUUGGAAGAGUUGCAAUCACAUCAUGGGAAAAUUAUGCGACAGAUGAAACAAUUGGUGGAAAUCUACAUUCGACUAGCAGAGUUGGAGACAAAGAGAGAGGAUACCAACAAGAAAGUUACCCUUCCAAGAGAUAUUCGAAGUGUUCGGGAGCUGGAACUUGUUCCCGUGCUGACAUCCAAUGUCUCUGUUGAUCGUAGUUGCCAAUAUGGUGAAGGAGCAUUCCCUCACUUUAAAGGAUUGGGCGAUUCAGUUGUAGUGAUGAAUGGCAUUAAUGCUCCAAAGGUCGUUGAGUGCUAUGAUUCCGACGGUAAAACAUAUAGGCAAUUGGCAAAAUCUGGAAAUGAUGAUCUGAGACAAGAUGCGGUUAUGGAGCAAUUUUUUGGUUUGGUCAACACAUUUUUACACAAUAAUCAAGACACGUGGAAAAGAAAAUUAGGAGUACGCACUUAUAAGGUUGUCCCUUUUACUCCUAGUGCUGGUAUUAUUGAGUGGGUAGAUGGAACUCUUCCUCUUGGUGAAUAUCUUUUAGGAAGCACACGUAAUGGAGGGGCACAUGGACGUUAUGGUGCAGGGGAUUGGUCAUUUUUUAAAUGUCGGGAGCACAUGAUGAAUGUGAAAGACAAGCGCAAGGCAUUUCAGGAAGUUUGUGAUAAUUUCAGGCCUGUCAUGCAUUUUUUCUUCCUUGAAAGAUUUUUGCAGCCAGCUGAUUGGUUUGAGAAAAGGCUGGCUUAUACUCGAAGUGUUGCUGCCAGCUCAAUGGUUGGUUACAUUGUUGGACUGGGAGAUCGGCAUUCCAUGAAUAUCUUGAUUGAUCAGGCUACUGCAGAAGUUGUUCAUAUCGAUCUUGGUGUUGCUUUUGAACAAGGAUUGAUGCUCAAAACACCUGAGCGGGUACCUUUCAGGCUUACUAGAGAUGUCAUAGACGGGAUGGGCAUUACUGGAGUUGAAGGUGUUUACAGAAGAUGUUGUGAGGAAACGCUUGCUGUGAUGCGAACUAAUAAAGAAGCUCUCCUGACUAUCAUUGAAGUUUUCAUCCAUGAUCCUCUAUAUAAAUGGGCCUUAUCUCCGCUGAAAGCAUUACAGAGGCAAAAGGAGACUGAGGAUGAUUUAGAGACUAGUUUGGAAGACUCACAAAAUGAUAAUGAGGGGAACAAGGAUGCUGCACGUGCACUGAUGCGUGUUAAACAGAAACUAGAUGGAUAUGAGGAUGGUGAAAUGAGAAGUGUGCAUGGACAGGUUCAACAGCUUAUCCAAGAUGCAAUCGACCCAGAGCGGCUAUGCCACAUGUUCCCCGGAUGGGGUGCAUGGCUGUGAAGAUACAGAACGUAUAAAGCCCUCAAUUUCUUCUUCUGGUGUUCAUCUUAUAUCCCCAUUCUCCCACCAUUGCCUUCCUUUUCUCCAUACAUCUUCGCUGGGAAACCGUGACUAUGUUGAAGUUGUAUAUUAAUGUACAUUCAUCAUCUAUGUAUAUCAAAAUGAGCUGCUUUGGAAGCUAGGAAAUAAUAUACAAUGAGUUUAUUCGUUUUGGAGGAGGGGAUUUUGUGUUUGUAUAUUUUUUGAUGUAAAUGAAUUGUAUUGUAAUCAGAGGCCAAGUUUGUGAAAUGCAUGUGUUACUUUUCUUGCAGCUUCACCAGCAUUUGCUGGACGGUAAAACAAUACGAAUAUACAAUUUGUUUUGCCUUUUUUGACCUUCAAACCAAAUGUUUUGAAGCUGAUAAAUGAGCGCAGGAAGAUGAUGAUAGUGAGAUGAGAUUUUAAGAAUAAACCAGGACAAACUGUAAAGACUAUAAUGAAUGCAGGGAGAUUAUUUGGCACUCUUGUCUUUUUUUUUUUUUUUCUAGAGAAAAGGAAAGGAGUGCUAAAACUUGACCUGACAUGAAAUUUGAAAACAAGACACAAAUCUGACAUAAUGAGAGUUUGGGUAGAAGUUAUUCAGCAGGAAUGUAGGAUACUGAAUCGGGUGGACUUCAAUGACUUUCUUUUAGAGAAAUUUUUUGAUUUUAGUACAUAGAAAUAGUUUGCAUCAACUAAGCAUGUGCUACUGUAUUUGUGUUAGUGGAGUGGAGUAGAAUUGCGGUUUUGUGGAGUAGAGAGCAAAAACUAAAGUGUAGACUAGUAAAAUGGAGGACUCAUUUAGUCAUUUAUUUAUUGGGCUAGGUUUAGAUCCGAACUUUUUUAGAAAGAUUGAAAAAAAUAAGAUAAAUAAACAAUUUAAUUCCAAAUAUAAGAUUCGGAAAAACUUAUGUCCCAAAAUAAGCUUUCAUACAUCCAAGCC
Molecule: messenger RNA, 10226 nt
Organism: Amaranthus tricolor (Joseph's coat)
Lineage: Eukaryota; Viridiplantae; Streptophyta; Magnoliopsida; Caryophyllales; Amaranthaceae
Product: serine/threonine-protein kinase ATM
Exons: 79
Coding region: 143-9265 (3040 amino acids)
Biological process (GO): DNA repair
Molecular function (GO): protein binding; protein serine/threonine kinase activity
Source: RefSeq, a predicted model, not a curated record